AUGAACAGUUCUCGAGAUAGUUCACAAGAAGGGCCCAACGCUGACUUGGGGGAUGGUCUAGAGGGAGAUGGUUCUACAAGUGCUACUGGCAAGGAGGUGAAGCAAGGUCGGGGUCAAGGGAAAUGCAACUGGUUUCUAAAUAACAAAAAAGAGUCGGUUGAUUUAUCUCCAUUUGGCAGAGUUAUCAGUGAUAAUAGUCCCCAUUUUUCUAGAUACAUGGGUAUUCUAGCGCGGGAUGCCAAUCUAAUUCCGAUCAAGUAUUUAAAAUGGGAAAAAGGCACCAUUGAAUUUCGUCCUGAACAACAACCUAUGAUUCAUGUCUUCAAGAAUGUAACAAUGAAGAAUAUUGAAAAAUUGUGGAGAAGUUUCAAGAGUGAUUUGAAGAAAGCUUAUUAUAAGCCUUUCAUAGGAAGUAAAAGACGAUGGCAAUGUGGGGAUUCUCGUGUAGACCCAGAUCAAUGGCGGGUGUUGGUUGAACAUUGGGAAAAAGAUGAGAUUGUAGAACAAGCUAAAAGAAAUGCUGAAAAUCGGAGUAAACAAACAAUGAAUCACACAUCUGGCACAAAGUCUUAUGCUCGCAGCAAAGCACAAUAUAAUAAGAAACAUGGUGAAGACCCCGAUCCUAUUUGGUUUUUCCAAGAUAAGCAUACUCGGCGUGACGAAGAUCGAUCAUGGGUUAACUCGGUGGCUGAGCAGAAAUAU
Prunus avium (sweet cherry) is the source of this 702-nucleotide messenger RNA. The record is from RefSeq and is a predicted model, not a curated record. Lineage: Eukaryota; Viridiplantae; Streptophyta; Magnoliopsida; Rosales; Rosaceae.